AUGUUGGCCGAAAUUUUGAGGAUGCUGCUCGUCGUCUGUAUCGCCUCGUUGCUAAUGGUCUCCGCCCACCCGCAAGACGAAUGCAUGACGAGCGAGGACUGCUACCCCGGGCAAAUUUGCACGCUAGGGCUUGGGCAUAAUGUGUGCUACGACUACCCGUUGUACCUGCAGGGCCGAAGAAAGCGAUCAACGCCCGUGGAAGACCCCGUCGAAUGCGCCAAGGGAAAGUGCCCAGUCGCCGAGUGCAAAAGCCGGAUUUGCCGUGACAAGACGAACAAC
This is a messenger RNA of Mesorhabditis spiculigera, 279 nucleotides long. NCBI's taxonomy places the organism in Eukaryota, Metazoa, Nematoda, Chromadorea, Rhabditida, Rhabditidae. The record is from the annotation of a GenBank genome assembly.